GCUUAUCGUUUCUAUUUUCCACGGUUAUAUACUAUAAUUUUAUUUAUCUCACUCAUUUUAUUUGUGAGCGAAUGUUUCUAUUGGUGUUUUUGGAUUUUUGUUGGAAUAUUAACUUUUAAGUAUGUAUAAUGUAUUUGGGGCUCCUAAGGAUGUUUGUGUAUGGCUUAAAGACUUCAACUAGCGAGAAGAGUAGCUAGGGUCGGUAUGCCAAUAGUAAAACUCAGAUGAGAAUGGUUAAUUUCAAUCAGACAUUAUUAAUGGUUAUUGACAGUUGCAUUCUUGUGUAAAUGGGUGCUUAUUCACUGUCAACUGUUAGUGGAAUUGGGUGUUUAUGAAUAGUUGAAACUGUAGUAAUAUAAAUUUCUGUUAAAGUCAUCUUUUUUAAUGGUAUAUUAUGUUAAAAUGCGCAACAAUCUAUUAACAUACAAUAGGUAAGAUAUUAUUUUAUUUUAAAUGGGCAUUUUUUUCUCCGGCAGCUUAGUUGAGUCGCUGCCCAAUCACGACUACUUGUGAGUCAACCCAUUAUUUUGUUUGUUUGUUUGUUCACAUUCGACCACACUAUAUAUGAUUUGUAAAUUGUAACAUAUAAUAAUAACUUCAUUAUAUAUAAAUAUAUAUACUUGUUGUAAUUGUUGUACAUCAUCUGAAACCCAAGAAAUCAAAACAAAAAUCAGAGGUCAAAGUCAAAAUUAGUAUAAUGGAAGUGAAAGCUAGAGCUCCCGGGAAAAUCAUACUCUCCGGUGAACAUGCGGUGGUUCACGGAUCCACGGCAGUCGCUGCCUCCAUUAAUCUCUACACAUAUGUCACUCUUCGCUUUCCGACUCCUGCUGACAAUGAUGAUACCUUGAAACUCCAACUCAAGGAUUUGCAUUUAGAGUUUUCAUGGCCAAUUGGUAAAAUCAAAGCAGCACUGUCUCAGUUAGAUCUUCCUAAUUCAUCAACGCCAACCUCUUGCUCAAUUGAGGCCAUGAAAUCAAUCGCAGCUCUAGUUGAGGAACAAAAUAUCCCAGAGGCAAAGAUUUUUCUUGCUUCUGGAGUAUCAGCUUUUCUUUGGCUGUAUACGUCUAUUCAAGGAUUUAAGCCUGCUACAGUGAUUGUUACUUCAGAACUUCCUCUUGGUUCAGGUUUAGGCUCCUCUGCUGCACUUAGUGUUGCAUUAGCAGCUGUUUUGCUUGCCUUUUCGGACUUAGUAAACAUAGAUUUUAACCACCAAGGAUGGUUAAUGUAUGCGGAUGAAGAACUUGAACUACUAAACAAAUGGGCUUUUGAAGGUGAAAAGAUCAUCCAUGGAAGGCCAUCUGGCAUUGACAAUACAGUGAGCACUUAUGGUAAUAUGAUCCAAUUCAGGUCUGGUAAUUUGAUUCGCAUGAAGUCCAAUUUGCCACUCAAAAUGCUCAUCACUAACACAAAAGUUGGAAGGAACACUAAGGCCCUAGUAGCUGGUGUCUCAGAGAGAGCCUUGAGACACCCAGACGCCAUGAACUUUGUCUUUAAUGCUGUAGAUUCUAUUAGCAAGGAACUAUCUGCCAUUAUUCAGUCUCCUAUUGGUGACGACCUGUCUGUGACCCAAAAGGAGGAGAAGAUAGAAGAAUUGAUGGAAAUGAACCAAGGAUUACUCCAAAGCAUGGGGGUGAGUCAUUCUUCAAUAGAAACUGUUCUACGAACAACAUUGAAAUACAAGUUAGCUUCCAAGUUGACAGGAGCUGGCGGUGGAGGCUGCGUUUUGACACUACUACCAAACUUGCUAUCAGGAAAGGUUGUUGACAUAGUGAUGAAUGAGCUCGAGUCAUGCGGAUUCCAGUGCUUCACUGCUGGAAUUGGGGGUAACGGUGUUGAGAUUUACGUGGGUGGUUCAUCCUGAUUUCUUAGGUGGAGCGAGUUCAAAGUUUCACCAUUUACUAAUAAUUUAAAGCUGCACAAUUUGCUGCUGUUUAUCUCUGCUAUCUGAGUUGUAUGUACAUUAGUCACUUUGUAGUUUCGUUUUGAAUUUACUUUAAUCAAGCUCCUUUCUUAUGGUUCCCUGGCUAUCUGCUUUAUAACCAAUUUAAACAAGUGUUCAAAGCUUCGUGUUUUGUGAUUCAUUGUAAGAGCAAAAGGAUGAAAAAGAAGCCAUAAAGGGAUGAUUGCAUGAUGUGUACUAUGUUUGGUUGAUCAGAGUGGCAGUCUCAUCUUGUGUGUCCAGAUUUGAAAGAUUUGAGUAACCGCAAUCAUUACUAAUUUUUUUA
Molecule: messenger RNA, 2225 nt
Organism: Cannabis sativa
Lineage: Eukaryota; Viridiplantae; Streptophyta; Magnoliopsida; Rosales; Cannabaceae
Product: mevalonate kinase
Exons: 5
Coding region: 698-1861 (387 amino acids)
Biological process (GO): isoprenoid biosynthetic process
Cellular component (GO): cytoplasm
Molecular function (GO): mevalonate kinase activity; ATP binding
Source: RefSeq, a predicted model, not a curated record